AAAAAGAAGAAACAACGAGGAGUCUUUUUGUGGAUACCCAGACACCAGGAGGAGGAGGGGAAGAAGAAAGUAAGGCCCAAAAAGCACCAUGGCGCCCCUCGCUAGCGAGCCGCGCCAGGUGCUCACGGUCCUCAAUCCCGCCCGGCGCAAGGCCCUAUACACGCUGCUGGUCGAGAUCACGGCCUUUAUGCGCUCGCAGCUCGACUUUAACGAGCCGGCAGGAGGAGGCCACCAGGGAGCCGCUCCGCUGCUCGUCGACCCGUCCGCCGAUAACAGUAUCAUCAUUCCCGCUGGCACAGCGGGAGCAAACGAUGCCGCUCCUCCCAACCCGGCCCUCGUGCGCCUGCGCGCCGCCGCAGUCGAGCACUUUGACGGUUGGCGCAAGGAUGUCCUGGCCAAGCUGAAGGAGCUGCUCUCGACCCCGGACGACGCCUCCAUUGUCGAGGAACGCCGCAAGCGGACCGAACGAAUCGCCGCGCAGCAGCGGCAGCAGCGGCAGCAACAGGAGCAGAAAAAUAAUACCGGCUCUUCCACUGACACCCGAAGGGUGGACCUGUUAGGUUCUUGGGAUGCGUGGCCCGAGGAUGACCGGGGGGACGGGGCCAAGACCGAGGGCGGAAGAGGGCAGACGGAGGAACAGGAAGAGAACACUGGCGACGCCGUGGCCCGCCUGCAGUCGCACUGGCACCCCAUCCCGACCCGCCUGGUGACGAUCCCGGAAGAGGACCGCAAGGAGGCGCUGAGCUGCGUCUUGCUGGUGCUGCUGUCGACGGGCCAUUACUCGGCCCACUCGAGGGCCCUGGCCGUGUAUCUCACCUCGGCGCUGGAGCUGCCCUUGGCCGUCCUGAACGCCGAGGAGGUCGAGAUCGCGGUGUCUCUGGUCGAGCGCUCGGCCGAGGCGGAGAGGCAGCAGCGGACCAUGUCUGCCGAGGCCGAGGCCGAGAAGCGGAAGCAACAGAACCAGGCGAGCCGGUACUGGAAGGUCGGCCUGGCCUCCGUGGCCGGCGCCGCGCUGAUCGGUGUCACCGGUGGCCUGGCCGCUCCCGUCGUCGCUGGGGCGAUCGGCGGAAUCAUGGGGUCUGUAGGACUCGGCGGGGUUGCCUCCUUCUUGGGCAUCUUUUGGAUGAACGGAGCACUGGUUGGCACGCUGUUCAGUGCCUUCGGCGCGAGAAUGACGGGCGAGAUGGUGGACCGAUAUGCCAGGGAAGUCGACGACUUCCGCUUCAUUCCCCUGAAAGACGAGUGGGGCACCCGCGGCAGUAGCCAAAACGACAGACGCCUCCGGGUUACCAUCGGCAUCAACGGAUGGCUGGGUACGGAAGAUGAUGUGGCCAAGCCGUGGCGCGCUCUCGGUGACGACUCGGGGGCGUUCGCUCUACGGUACGAGAUGAAGAGCCUCCUUGGGCUGGGCAAGUCUCUGCGGGAACUCGUCUCUUCCUACGCCUGGAACGCGGUCAAGGUUGAGGUCCUCAAGAGAACCGUCUUGGCCACCCUAUGGUCGGCCCUGUGGCCUGCCUACAUGCUGUCCAUGGCCUCCACCGUCGACAACCCCUUCAGCCUCGCCAAGAACAGGUCGGAGAAGGCGGGCGAGAUUCUGGCCGAUGCUCUGAUCAACAAGGUCCAGGGCGAGCGCCCAGUCACCCUGAUUGGUUACUCUCUGGGGGCGCGCGUCAUCUACUCAUGCCUCCGGUCCUUGGCCGCGCGCCGCGCCUUUGGCGUGGUCGACUCGGUCGUCUUCAUCGGUGCCCCCGUCCCCUCGAACAGACAACACUGGCAAAUGAUGCGCACCGUAGUGUCAGGCAAGUUGUUCAACGUCUACUCGGAGAAUGACUACCUGCUCGCCUUCCUCUAUCGUGCAACAUCCAUUCAGCUCGGCGUUGCCGGACUACAGGAGAUCAAGGACAUCGAGGGGGUCGAAAACCUCAACCUGACUGAAGAAGUCCAAAGACACAUGCGGUACGCCAAGCUCAUCGCCAAGAUCCUCGCCAGAUGCGGUAUUCCCGUCGUCAAGGGCGCAUCGGCUCCCAUUGAGGAAGACGAGGAUGCUAUCAAACUCACCUACCCGGACAAGGAGAACGCGAAUCUCAUCGAUCUCGACGGUUUGAACAUCACGGCCCCUCCCGAAGAGGUUCAGCCCGCUCCACCACGGUUUCAGAACCGCACGCCAGGCUCCCAGCCGCAAUUCGCCCAACGCAACGAGCAGCGGACGGCAGCAACAGGGGCGGGACCGUCCGCCGUCGCGGCCGGCCGGGACCUCCUAGACCUCGAGUCGCCGAACAGUUCCGGCGGGCCCGCUCAACGCACGGCGGCAAUACCGUCCCCUUCCAUGCCCACACCCACACCGCAACCCGCUGCCGCCCGGCAGAGCCCAGACCCGCCAGAGUACGCGCCUCGGGAACUUCCCAACACAAAGUUGUUCAUGAUGCCCCAGGUGCCCGACCGGUCUCUGCAAGCCUACGUCCCGCCCGGCCCUGCGGCGUCCUCCGCUUCUUCUGCCCCCGCGGUGCCCGCAUCGCAGAUGUCGGCGCAUCACCUUCCAACAUCGCACAGCCAGAGCGCGGUAGACGGUAUUGAAGACGACGACGGCAGUGACGAGGAAGGUGGGAUGGGAAUCAAGAUGGUGGAUAACGACGAUGGCCUUGAAUAUUGUGAUCCGACCCCUCUCGAGGAAGAUCCGAAUUGGAGGUGAGAGAGAAGGGCGCUUCAAGGAGCGUUGGAAAGCAGAGUAAAUCAGAUACCCCCGUUUUGGGUCUAAUAAUAAUAAUAAUAAUAGAAAAGAAUGGUGCGCCCAGCGA
Thermothelomyces thermophilus ATCC 42464 is the source of this 2795-nucleotide messenger RNA. RefSeq lists its product as uncharacterized. The transcript is spliced from 2 exons. NCBI's taxonomy places the organism in Eukaryota, Fungi, Ascomycota, Sordariomycetes, Sordariales, Chaetomiaceae. The record is from RefSeq and is a predicted model, not a curated record. Bases 89 to 2689 code for a protein of 866 amino acids.